UCUUUCUUGUAACGUCAGUUAGUUUAUCACUAGUAAGAUAGGGCUGGCAGUUCUCAGAAAGUGAAGUACUGCACCAAAAGGCCCCAACAUGGCGCUGGGAAAGCCUCAAACAACAUUUUUAAUACUUGCCAUCUUCUUCAUAUUUUCUACGCAAAUCGAAGCUAAAGGAAAGUAUCGUGGCGGAGAAUGUGGAACCAAGAUGUACUGCAAUGCAACUAAAGGAGAAAGGGGUAUACCUGGUCUCGUAGGAUUGGUUGGACCACCAGGGUUGCCAGGUUUUCCAGGACCAGAAGGUGCAAUUGGACAACGAGGAGAACGAGGUGAAUUCGGAGAAGCAGGAGCUACAGGACCAAAAGGAUCCAGGGGUGUGAGAGGAUACCCCGGACAUCCAGGAGCGCAUGGAGCUAAUGGUAUCAAUGGUUUACAUGGAACUCGUGGCCCACCGGGUUUGCCAGGAUGUAACGGAACUAAGGGUGAAACUGGACCUCGUGGACCAAGUGGGUUGCCAGGUUUGAAUGGAGAAGUUGGAUUUUCAGGAUCUAAGGGUGACAAGGGUCAACCUGGUGAAGUUUUAAACAGAGUUCCCGGAAAGAAAGGUGAACCAGGAAGACCUGGGUUGGAAGGUCCUUCGGGUAUCCCAGGAGAAACUGGACCAGUCGGACCAAGAGGUUUUAUUGGGAAUCCAGGCCCACCUGGCCCUCCUGGAAAUGAUGGACCCAGGGGAGACAAGGGUCAGAUGGGUCUUGGAUUCCAAGGCACAAAAGGAGAAAAGGGCGAUCGAGGUGACCAAGGCAAGAGCGGACAACCCAUUGAAGUUCCCCAUACAGGAGCAGCUACAGGGGACGAAACACCUAUAGACGGUUUCCGCGGUGAACCAGGAGACCCAGGACCAAGGGGACCAGCAGGUUCAAAGGGAAUGCGUGGCGAUACUGGACCAUCUGGAGAACAGGGUUUGACAGGAAUGAAAGGACCAAAAGGAGAAAAGGGCGAAUACGGACCUCCAGGACCUCAGAGUACGAAAAUUGGAAAACCUGGAAUUCCGGGAAUAAACGGUUAUGACGGUGAAUCCGGAGAACGUGGUACCCCUGGGCGUCCAGGCCGAUCAGGACGUACAGGAGACAAAGGAGAGCCAGGUUCAGUUGGACCGCCAGGCCCACCUGGAACAUCAGGACUUAACGGAAUUGCAGGACCCCCAGGAUCACCGGGAGUACCAGGUAACGUUGGCCCAAAAGGUUAUCGGGGAUUUGAUGGAAUAAACGGACAACCCGGAGCAAAAGGAGAAGCUGGAUUUCCAGGAGAAACUGGAGAAGAAGGACCUGUUGGAUUGCCAGGUGUUGGGCUUCCUGGUAGACCAGGACAAGAUGGGUUGCCUGGAAAACCUGGUGCUGUUGGUAAUUCUGGUACUCCUGGCAGACCCGGUGAAAAAGGAGACGCUGGAUUGACAGGACUGACAGUUCGUGGACCUCCUGGUGACGAUGGUCUUCCUGGACGCCCAGGAGUCACUGGCCCGCCAGGAUCACCUGGCCCAGUCGGUACCCGUGGUAGAGAUUAUAUCAUUACUGAAGAGGACAUGUCGAACAUGGUCACUCCAGGGAAACCUGGUUUACCGGGACCUCCCGGACCCGCUGGAAGCCCAGGACAACCUGGGGCAUCUGGACGUACCGGACCGCAUGGGCCAAAAGGAGAAGAAUGUGGGCUCUGUCCUGUUGGUCCUAAAGGAGAACCUGGAAUCUCAGGUCUAUCGGGUCUCCCUGGUUCUGCGGGGAUUGACGGAACCGUAGGAAAGCCUGGAACUCCUGGAGAAAAAGGAUUGGGUGGAAUUUCUGGAUUGCCUGGAAGACAGGGAUCACGAGGACCCGAAGGAUUUCCUGGAGUUGAAGGAUCAAAAGGAGAGCCCGGAGAAAGCACUAUAAUUGAAAUAAAAGGAGAAAAGGGAAGUCCAGGUCCCAGUGGAAUCGCCGGUGAACCAGGAAGGAAUGGUCUUCCAGGAAGGGACGGUUUUGAUGGACCAAUGGGCGAAAAAGGAAUUCGCGGAGAGGUUGGGCCACCCGGUAGUAUGGGGUACAUGGGAGAACAAGGCGGCAGAGGGUUGCCUGGUUUACCUGGACGAGAUGGACAAAGUUUGCCUGGAGAAACUGGAUCUAAAGGAGCAAAGGGAGAGGAAGGAAUGAAUGGACUACCAGGAUUGCCUGGUCAAUUAGGACCAAAAGGAGAGCCUGCUGCAUCACGCAUAAUCACUGGUGAACAAGGAGAACCAGGAGAUUCCGGACGACCAGGAUUACCAGGACGAGUUGGUGCUACCGGAGAAAGAGGUCCACCAGGUUUAGAAGGACGAGCAGGAUUACCAGGCGAGAAAGGUCAGAGUGGCCCACCUGGAUUACCCGGUCUUAAUACCAGAGGACUACCAGGUGAAAAGGGUUACAGUGGAAUGUCCGGUCUUCCUGGCAGAUCUGGGUACAAUGGAACAAGAGGUUUGCCAGGUCAACGAGGGUCGAUAGGCAUGAAAGGCUCUCAGGGUGAACCAGGAAUUGGACUUCCAGGUUUAACUGGAUAUCCAGGAGAAGAUGGCGAACCAGGUUUACCAGGAAUGCAAGGAGAACAAGGGUUGCCAGGUUUGAGCGGAAUAAAUGGCCUUCCAGGACGCGAUGGAUCUCCCGGCAGACAAGGUGUCAGAGGAAAUAUUGGACCUCCAGGACCGGCUGGUGCUAAAGGAGAAAUCGGUGAAGGAAGACCAGGGCCAGCCGGACCUGAAGGACAAAGAGGAUUGCCAGGUCUUACUGGUGCAACUGGGCUUCAGGGACCACGUGGAGACCCCGGACCUCCAGGUCGAGAUAUGGUAGGACAGAGAGGUGACGAUGGGGACGAAGGCUUACCAGGGGUCAGAGGUGAAUCUGGUGAUCAAGGAGAACCGGGAAUACCAGGACUUGGAGGAUUACCAGGUGGUAGAGGCGAGAAAGGAAACACUGGACCACCAGGACGACCUGGACCUUUAGGAUUGCCAGGCACUGAAGGACCUGUUGGACCACCUGGCGAUCCAGGACUUCAAGGAGAAAUUGGUGCUGAUGGAAUUCCUGGUCUUCCAGGCUUACAGGGUGAAGUUGGCCCCACGGGUCCAAAAGGAGACAUGGGGACAAAAGGAGAGCCCGCUACAUUGGAUGAUAAUUCUAGCUUGACUGCUAAAGGAACGAAAGGAACCAAAGGUGAACCGGGACUUUGGGGAUUAUCUGGUCCUCCUGGACAAGAUGGCCCAGAAGGACAAAAAGGACGUGCUGGCCCCCCUGGUGCCAAAGGCAUGACUGGUCUUGCUGGAAUCGGAAUUCCUGGACGACCAGGACGUGAUGGCAGACACGGAACCCCUGGACAGAAAGGAGAUACUGGACCAGCUGGAUUUAUUGGUGGACGUGGUCCUAAAGGUAUGCAAGGUUUACCAGGCAUCAAUGGACGACAGGGACCACCUGGACCAGUUGGAAGACCAGGAGAAGAUAGCAUUGUUGCUGGAGAACCAGGGAAAUCAGGAUUACCAGGAAAAGACGGUCUCGAUGGAAUUCCUGGCCUUUCUGGCGACGAUGGCGAACCAGGAUUACCGGGACGUCAAGGUGAAAUUGGACCCCCCGGACCAAAAGGCAGUGGUGGAGUAACAGGUUUCCCUGGUGUUCGCGGAGAAAAGGGUGAAGCGGGACCACCGGGACCAGGUGGAUUGCCUGGUUUGGGAGGAAGAGACGGACCACCAGGUCCAGCCGGCGAAAGAGGUCCGAAAGGUUCUAUAGGACAGCCAGGUUACGCUGGAAGAGAUGGUUCACCCGGUAGAAACGGUGCGGCUGGAGAACCUGGGGAAUCAGUAGCUGGACCACCGGGACCAGCUGGGCGGGUUGGCAUAACCGGACCAAAGGGUGAAGUUGGACCAGUUGGACUUGUGGGAAGAGACGGACCGAUAGGAGAAAAAGGCGAACGUGGAUUUCCGGGAUCUGAAGGACAACGAGGGUUGCCAGGUUUGAUCGGACAGCGAGGUUUGUCUGUCAAGGGUGAAUCCGGUAGCCCAGGAUUGCCAGGAAGAAGCGGUCCAAAAGGUUCCCCUGGUGCAGCUGGUAUUGUCGGAUUGCCUGGUCAACUCGGUAUCAAAGGAGAAGUGGGAGAGAAAGGUUUGCCUGGUUUCAAUGGCUUGGCAGGCCAAGAGGGACCGAAGGGAGUUACUGGACCUCGAGGUCUUCCUGGUCUUCGUGGUUUCCCAGGGGAAAAGGGAAGUCAGGGCGAUGUCGGACUAAUCGGAUACCCAGGACGGGUCGGUGAAUCUGGAGAACCAGGGUUGCCAGGUUUGAAUGGGCGCGAAGGCAGAAAAGGAGACAAAGGUGUCAUCGGACCUGCUGGAAGCGAUGCAGCACCUAUUAUUAGAGACGGCCCGGAAGGCCAAAUCGGAGACACAGGGCCUGAAGGUUUGGCAGGGCCACCUGGUCCUCGCGGGCCAUCUGGCCCCAUUGGUAACACCGGAUCGAAAGGAGAACCUGGAUUUGAUGGAUUGGAUGGACGCCCUGGAACACCAGGAGAUCGAGGAGAGCCCGGAAGGCAGGGUCCUGUUGGUUUCACUGGACCAGCUGGACGCGACGGUCGACCAGGAGUUCCAGGUCAGCCUGGCGAUUCAGGAAUUUCUAUUCUUAAUCACGGAUAUUUUUUGACGAGGCACAGUCAAACAGCCGACGUUCCAGAAUGUCCAACUGGUAUGCUAAGAAUGUGGGCAGGAUAUUCUCUCUUAUUCUUGCAAGGAAAUGAGAGAGCUCACGGGCAAGACUUAGGACAAGCUGGUUCAUGCAUGCGUCGAUUCAGUCCAAUGCCCUUCUUGUUUUGUAACGUUAACGACAAUUGCAGAGUCGCAUCAAGGAACGAUUACUCAUAUUGGCUUUCAACACCAGAACCUUUCCCGAUGUCUAUGGUGGCUGUAACAGAUGGAGACAUUGAACCGUACAUCAGCAGAUGCGCUGUAUGUGAAGCACCUUCACUAACACUCGCUGUCCAUAGUCAAUCUGACAUCGUACCGGAUUGUCCUGAUAACUGGGAGAGUCUAUGGAUCGGAUACAGCUUUGUAAUGCACACAGCAGCAGGCGCAGAAGGCAGUGGACAAUCAUUGCAAUCUCCAGGUUCUUGUCUUGAAGACUUCAGAGCGGCUCCAUUCAUUGAGUGCCACGGGAGAGGAACUUGCAACCAAUAUGCGAACGGAUACAGCUUCUGGUUGGCUACUAUAUCACGAGAUCAACAAUUUAAAAAACCUGUCUCAGAAACGUUAAAGGCGGGAGAUUUGAGACAACGAAUUAGUCGAUGCGUUGUUUGCAUGAGAACUCACACUGGUAACGAUUCCCCAACAAUCGUACGUCCUCCAAUAAGGCCCCAACCACCACGAGGCCCAACAACAGGAUUCUUUGAUGAAGAACUUCCGUAAAGCGAACUUUGGACAUAAAUUGCCAAAUUUAAAUACUAUUGCAUUGUGGAUAAAAAUAGAAUUAUGGGAAGAGAGUUGAUGAUUGGUAACAGUCAUGAUAUAUUUUAAAGCCAGAUGAAACGUUUUAUUUAUAUUUUCUAUUUUCAGGAUUUCCUCCUGAAAAGGUUGAAAUUUAUCAAAAAAAAUAAUUCACCAAGGACCACAAGCAUCUUGUUUUUGCAAUUUAUUUUUCUUCCUUUCUAUUUUUUUUGCUUACAUUUUUAUAUCAUCGAAUUAAACAGCAUAAUAUGAGCCUUUUCUCAUUAUUUUUGUGUAUUAUUUUAUGUUUAUUAAAUGUUUGUUUGUUCUGUCAUUAUUUGUUUUGACAAUCUUUGGUAACAUAGCAGAUGACACCGCACAAGUGCCUUCGACUGAAGUGUGGCAUCAAUUUCGUGCCACCAUCUUAGAACAUAGCAGAUGAAACCACACAAGUGCCUUUGUGGCAUCAAAAUUCGUGCCACCAUCUUACAAAUUUAUUACUUAUAGAUUCAGUGUUUUAGUAUCGUUUCAUUGAGUUCUACUGAAGCUUAAUUUCAAUAUCUUGUCUCUUGUACUAUAAUCAAAUGUUAAUAAUCAAUUUUUCACUAAUUUUUCCUGAAAAUAGCACGGAAAACUGUUUGCCCAUUUGCAGAGUUGCUAGUAUUCACCAAUUUUCAUAUUCUUCGUAUAGAAAAACAAAAUUGCGAAUAUUCAACACUCAUAUUUGCCUGUCGUUACAGAACCGCCAGCCAUUCUGAUUGGAUCGGACAACAUUUUCAAAUUUUUGUUUAAGUGAAAUAUCAAAAUUCAUAAUGCUAUCGAAAAAUUUAAAAAAUGCUCUUUUAACAACAUAAAGGCAUCUUUCGGGACAAUAUAAGUUAAUCUGUCAUAUUUACCGUCAUUUACCAUUCUUCCACUAACCUCUGCGUGCUAUUAAUCACUUUGGUUCAUUUCCUAAUGAUUUUCCGAACUUAGCUUAGUGCAUUGACUAACACGUGUAAUGUCUUUAUACAUAGCCUGAUCUCGAUUACCUACUCAAUCCGCCAAAAUCGCAAUUUUGAAACUUGUAAAAAGUGUGGAAAUAAUGAAAUUAUAGAUUUAUUAACCAAUUUUUUAAUCAAAACUUGAGAAAAAGUUUUUUUUUGUGAUUCAUUGACAAAUAAUUCUUUAACCAUAAUUCCCAGUAAUUCAAUAAAUAAAACUGAAAAAAAAUCAUGUUAAGAUCUAGAAAAAUUGAUCUUUAUCACCGACAUAUUAUCAAAAAAAUUUAAGCGAAAUAAUAAUGACGUCACCAAAUGUCGUCAUACGUCCGUUUCAUAUUAAUUUAGAAACAUGGAUAAAUUUUUCAAAUAUAGUAUCAUCUCUGUAUUGAAAUUUGUCGAUAAUUGUAAUCAUUUGAUAUCUAUAACAUGCUUGUUUGACAUCUGCUUUUAAAUGAUUUGUUGCGUCAUAAUAAUUACGUCGCAAUCAACCAUUUUCAUUCUCUAUUACAGUAAACGCCUUCUUUUAACUAUAUGUAUACAAUUAUGCCUUAUUUGCGUAUUUAUAACCGAACCUCGAUUCCAUUGUGGCUCUUUAAAUUUGGUCAUAGAUUAUAUAUUUAGCAAACUCUUUGGAA
This is a messenger RNA of Styela clava, 7064 nucleotides long. RefSeq lists its product as uncharacterized. Gene Ontology annotation, cellular component: collagen trimer. Lineage: Eukaryota; Metazoa; Chordata; Ascidiacea; Stolidobranchia; Styelidae. Gene Ontology annotation, molecular function: extracellular matrix structural constituent conferring tensile strength. The record is from RefSeq and is a predicted model, not a curated record. Gene Ontology annotation, biological process: extracellular matrix organization.